Molecule: messenger RNA, 918 nt
Organism: Naegleria lovaniensis
Lineage: Eukaryota; Heterolobosea; Eutetramitea; Acrasida; Naegleriidae
Exons: 2
Coding region: 1-918 (305 amino acids)
Source: RefSeq, a predicted model, not a curated record
AUGAAACUUUCACUCAACAUGGGCGCACUUGCUGCUGCCAAGCAAUCCGAAGACAAGAUCUCACCACAGCAACAACAACCAACGUCUGAUGAUGAGAGUGUGAAUAGCUACACCAGUGAUCAAGAGUCUGAAAGAGAAAGUAGUAAUCGGAUGGAUACAAGUGUGGACGAGGCUCCAAAAAUCCAACAACCUACUCCACUUCAGAAACUUCCUAGUUUUUCUCUCAAUCUCAAAGGAAUUGGUAAUAAUGCAAUUACUGAUUCCAACCCUUUAGCUAGUAUUGUACCAAAAGCAAAUGAAAUUGAGGAAGAGGACGAAUAUAGUGAUGAUGAUUUGAAAGAGACUUCCGGAGCUAGAGAUCAGUCAGUAAAACCUUCGUCAUCAUCAUCUCUUCCUAAAUUUAAUUUACAAAUGCCAUCGUUACCUGUAUCAGAGAAUACCUCAUCAGCAAGAAAUUCUUCGGCAAGAAACCCAGCAUCAUCAUUUUCACAGAGUGAAUCAAUCCUACCUGUAGAUUUAAUAGUUCCGAAUUUAUGUACAGUCAAUUUAAGCAGUUCUCAAAAUAUUGAAAGUGUUCUCACACAAAUUGAGAGCGAUCUAAACUCAAUUAAGCGCGAAGAUUUAGAAUUAUUUAUUUUAAAACCUGUGGUAUCUAUUGAAGAUAUCAAAGAUGCUAAUUCUCUCGUUUGCAAGACCAAACAAAUGACCUUCAAUGUGGCAACGCUUUCCUCUUUGUCUAAGCAAAACCAGGAGCUCAGAGUGAAACAUGAUAAAACCAGUACUGCUCUUCUCAAUCUUUCAAAAGAAAACGAAGAAAUGAGAGCACGAAUUGAGGAACUUGAAAAACAAAAAGAAGAUGCCAGAAAACUUGUUGAACAGCUGCAAAAUCAGUUAACAACAUUAACACAAAACAUGUAA